GACAUCUACACUGAUCAUCAGGACACUGAUGAUCAGUGUCCUGAUGAUCAGUGUAACUCAAUCAGUGCCAUCUAUCAGUGCCCAUCAUUGCCACAUACCAUUGCCCAUCAGUGCACAUCAAUGCCACAUAUCAGUGCCUACCAGGGCACAUCAAUGCCACAUAUCAGUGCCUACCAGUGCACAUCAAUGCCACAUAUCAGUGCCCAUCAGAGCUGCCUUUCAGUGCCAACUAUCAGUGUCACUCAGUGCCACCUAUCAGUGCCAUCAAUGCCACCUAUCAGUGCCCAUCAGUGCUGCCUAU
Molecule: messenger RNA, 301 nt
Organism: Staurois parvus
Lineage: Eukaryota; Metazoa; Chordata; Amphibia; Anura; Ranidae
Source: the annotation of a GenBank genome assembly